CUCUGUAAAAAUGGUCAUAAACGGCUUGCAAUCUGCCGGGUUUGAGAGGCCCAAGUGAAGAGAAAGGCUUAGCUGACCGGCCGACGAAAGCAGCGGCCUUGCCCUUAGCGACGCGAGGAUCCAGUUCGCGUUUUUCCUCCGUCUGUUCCUUGGAUGAGGAUUCCUUCUUCGCGGAGCUCGGAAGUCCUUGAGUCGAAGCGCGAGGGGGGAGCGCAAGAGGGAGCUCCGAGGGGGACGCCCUCAAGCAUGAGACAGCCGAGGGCGAAGGCUGUGGCUAGCGUGACGUCACGAGGGAGCGACAGGAGGGUCAGCGAGGAAAGCCAAUGACAGACUCUCCAGCGCAGACAGAGCGCCCUUCUCGCACGCACCUCCUCCUCCAGGGACACGCGGACCGGAAGCGCAGAAGGGAGUAAGCCCCGCCGGUAAAGGCAGCCGGCACGCAGCGCUUCGAACGAGGCCGGCCUCCUGCAGCAGGCCACGAACCCCGCGGCGCCUGACAUGGCUCGCAGCUCCUCCAACGGGCGGUCCUCCGCCGUGUCCUCCUCCUCUAGCAACAGUACAGAGACCAAGAUGGCGACCGCCCCCGGAGCCAACAACAACAAGAAGAAACAGAAGAAGUUCGGCGUGUUCAAGUCGAACCUGCCGAGGAACCUGAAGGAGAACUCGCGCGCGGAGCUGCUGAGCCCGUGCGCGGACGAGGUCCCUUCGCCCAAGGACGCCAGCAUCAGCGGCGGCGUCCUGCACAUCCCCGCCAGCGGCUCCUCGCCCUCGCCGACGUCCCUGUCCCCCGAGGCCUUCCUCACCGACACCAGCGCCGCCGGCAAGAAGGACGUCUCCUGCUGCAACGGCGCCGCGCCAAACACCGUCAGAAUCGUCAGAACCCACAGAUACAGAAGAUGGAAAGAGCGUCUACUCACGGGCAGUGUGUUGGUGUUGCUGCUGGUCAGUUCAAGUUUAGUCACAUAUAUCAUAACAGAUCACCUGCAGGAGGUUCCGGAGCCGGCGAAGGAGGUGUGCACAACCCCCGAGUGCCUCCGCGCCGCCUCCCGCCUCCUCGACCGCAUGGACCGCACCGUCUCCCCUUGCAGCGACUUCUACCAGUUCGCCUGCGGGAAUUACCUGCACGAGAACGUUGUCCCUGACGACUCGCUCUACCGCUCCGCCAUGCAAGAGAUGCAGGAGGAUGUGCUCGUCAUUAUCAAAAAGAUGCUGGACGCACCGGCAGGCGACAAUGAGACGGACGCUUUCGGGAAAGCCAAGAGACUCUACCACUCCUGCAUGAACACUAGCUUCACGGUGCACGAGAAGGACAUGGCAGACUCCCCGAUCUUCGACCUCCUGACGGCGGAGCAGCUGGGGGUGUGGCCUCUGCUCACCCUCGAGUGGGACGAGAACGAGUACGACCUCGAGAGGAUCCUGGCGGAGCUCUCCCUCUACCAGGUGCACACUCUCCUCGACUCGUACAUCACGCCGGACGAAAGGAACUCGACCAUGUACACGCUGCAGUUCUUCAAGGGCUCCCCAGCGCUCGCCCGGAACUACUACCUGAACACGACCAACGAGGAAUACGCCCGCUACCUCGCCGCCUACAGGGCCCUCAUGGAGGAGACGGUGACGGCGCUCUCCCAGGGGCAGCCGCUCAACACGUCCCAUAUCGACGACCUCAUCGCCUUCGAGACUAAGUUCGCUGUGAUUUCCGACAGUCGGAACUGCGGCAGCCUGGGCGGGGGCAACAACUCGUCCGAUUCCCUGGAGGAAGACGAGGGCUCCGGCAGGAUGACGGUGGCGCAGCUCGAGGAGCUCGUGCCCGAGAUCGCGUGGGGCCGGAUGCUGCGCUACACCCUCGAGCAGUACGAGCUCGACCUCGAUGUGGAUUCCCUCAUCAUCAGCCUCCACUGCAGCGGAUAUAUACCCGAUCUGGUGAAGCUGCUCUCGGAGACGCCCAAGAAGGUGAUUGUCAACUACCUGCUGUGGAGAUUCGUCUUGCGUUACAUGCCGUACAUCAGUAACUACUUCCAGCAGUUAUGGCAACAGUUUAGGAGUGAGGUACCAGACCCGACGGAGGAACGCACCUACAUCAGUCGAUGGAAGGAAUGCGCUGCCGUAGUGAACGAGGGUUUCGGUGCCGCCCUUGCUCGCAUGUACGUCGAGAACCACUAUGAUCAGAAGAUUUCUCAGGAGAUCGACGACAUGGUGGAGGAGGUGCGCACGGCCUUCCACCUCGUGAUUGACCGGCAGGACUGGCUCGAGCAGGAGAUGAAGGAGGUGUGUAGUGACAAGCUCGACAUCAUGGGGAAGAAAAUCGGUUAUCCGGAAUACAUCGAGUCAACUGAGCUUCUAAAUGCGGAGUUCGAGGGGCUCGAGAUCCUCGAGGACCACUUCCUCAACAACAUCUUGAGGAUGAAGAAGCAUGAGGUGUGGAAGGAGCUGCAGAAACUCUCGCGUCCGGUUGAUAAAAAGAGAGAUUGGAUUAUACAGCCGCUGGUCGUCAACGCUUUCCAUAACCCGACCGCCAAUGAAAUCAUUUUGCCACUUGGGAUCCUGCGAGAACCGUUCUACAACCCCGGCUAUCCUAUGUAUCUGAACUAUGGCAGCCUCGGCGUCGUGGUCGGCCAUGAGCUCGUCCACGGCUUCGAUAACAAUGUUCCUUCAGGUAAGCGAUACGAUAAGCACGGGAAUGUGUCUCAGUGGUGGAGCGAGGACAUGGCCGAGCAGUUCACCGAGCGAGCCGCCUGUUUCGUCGAGCAGUACAGCCAGUAUCCCAUCCAGACGGUGGGCAAAAAUGUGGACGGCAACGAGACGCUCGGUGACAACAUCUGUGACAACGCCGGAGUUCUGAACGCCUGGCUGGCCUACACACGCUGGAAGGAGAGGUUUGGCGAGGAACCCUACCUGCCCGGCAUGAACUAUACCGUUCCGCAGGUGUUCUUCAUUACCUUUGCUCAGAUCUGGUGCGAGGUCGUGAGCAAGGAAGGUUAUGAAAAGUACAGCAAGGACACCCACAGUCCAGGCGUCUACCGAGCUAACGGCGUGGCACAGAAUUCCAAGUUCUUCGCAGAGACAUGGGGUUGUCCUGUAGGUUCCCCCAUGAACCCCGAGAAAAAGUGUCACCUGUGGGUUUAGAAG
Messenger RNA from Penaeus monodon (black tiger shrimp), 3126 nucleotides. Its product is annotated as neprilysin-1-like. Gene Ontology annotation, biological process: protein processing. Gene Ontology annotation, cellular component: plasma membrane. Gene Ontology annotation, molecular function: metalloendopeptidase activity. Lineage: Eukaryota; Metazoa; Arthropoda; Malacostraca; Decapoda; Penaeidae. The record is from RefSeq and is a predicted model, not a curated record.